CGCGGCGAGUCUCGCCCCGCCCGCAGGCGUUGAGGGCUGUUGUAGGGCUCCGUGCGGGAACAGCAGCCCCGCGGCGGCUCUCUGCGAGCGGAGUCCUUGCGUGACCGUCCCCCUUCCUCGGCAGCCAUGGUAGUGAAAAAGAAACUCCUGCACAUCAAAGAAGCCUUUCAGUUGGCCCAGAAGCCUCACCAGAACCUGGCGAAACUUGUUGUGGGUUUGAAGAGCACCUACAAUCAGUUUGAAGAUAAGGAAGAUUUUCACGAAAAGUUCAUUAAUUUCCUUAAGUAUGCUAUGAUAAUCUACAGACGGGAACCAGCAGUGGAGCAAGUGAUAAAUUUUGUGGCAAAAUUUGUUACUUCAUUUUAUCAAAUGGAGGAAGGGGAUGGUAGUGAGGAACCAGACGAUAAUUCGCUUCUGAAUUAUGUAUUUACCUUUCUACUGGAGUCUCAUGAUGUGAACAGCCAUGCAGUUAGGUUUCGAACAUGCCAGCUUGUUAAUAAGAUUUUGGGAAAUAUGCCUGAAAAUGCUCAGAUUGAUGAUGAUUUAUUUGAUAAAAUUAAUGAAGCUAUGCUGAUUAGACUUAAAGAUAAAUUUUCAAAUGUGAGAAUUCAAGCUGUCUUGGCUCUGUCAAGACUUCAGGAUCCAAAGGAUGAAAAUUGUCCUGUUGUUAAUAUUUACAACACCUUACUUGAAAAUGAUUCAAAUUCAGAAGUGAGGCGUGCAGUGCUAUCAUGUAUUGCUCCAUCAGCAAGGACUUUACCAAAAAUUGUAGGACGCACUAUGGAUGUAAAGGAAUCUGUCAGGAAGCUGGCAUAUGAGGUUUUGGCAGAAAAAGUUCACAUGAGAGCUCUGUCAAUAGCACAGAGAGUAAAAUUGUUGGAGCAAGGACUUAAUGACAGAUCUGAUGCUGUUAAGGAGGUAAUGAAGAAGAAACUGCUUCAGUCUUGGCUACAAUUGACUGAAGGGGAUGUUUUAGAAUUACUUCAUCGACUGGAUGUGGAAAACUGCCCAGAAGUUGCUGUCUCAGUACUAAAUGCUGUAUUUUCAUUAUCUCCACUUCAUGACUUAGUUCAGAACUGUAAAAACCUUGACAGCAGAAAACUGAUCCCACUGGAAGAAUUAACAGCAGAGAACGUGUUACAUUGGAAAUGUCUUUGUGAAUAUCUAAAAUCAAAAGGUGAAGAAGGUGAAGAUUUUCUAGAACAGAUGUUGCCAGAACCAGCUAUAUAUGCAGAUUAUUUACUGAGUUACCUUCAAAAUAUGCCAGUUCUUAGUGAAGAACAAAGAGAAGACUUUAAUUGUUUUGACAACCUGAUGACAAAAGAAUUUAUAGGGCAGCAACUCAUUCUUAUUAUAGGCUGCAUGGAUACCUCAGAAGAAGGAGGACGAAAGCACCUGUUAGUUACUUUACAAAAGAUCCUCAUUCUACCUGGAACUUCCACAGCCCUCGUGUCUCUGCUUGCAGAAACAUUACUCAGUAUUGUUGAGGAUGAUGACAGAAGGAUUCAAAUUAUUGCAGAAAUCAUAUCAGAAGUUCGUGAGCCAAUUGUCACAGUUGACCUGCCUGUUGAUGCUGCUGAAAUAAGAAAGCGGGAGGUUAAGUUGGCCGAAAUAAAAGUGAGACUGUUUGAAGCAAGAGAAGCUUUGGAAGAAUGCAUUGUUCUGCAGGAUUUUAAUCAAGCAUCAGUAUUAAAAGAUAAAAUAACUGAGCUGGAAAACACAAAAUCUGAGCUGAUAAAAGCAGCAGAGCAACCUGAAAUUAAAGAAAUGCAUGUGGAGAAGAAUGAUCCUGAAACACUAUUGAAAUGUCUGAUGAUGUGUUACGAGCUUCUGAAGAUCAUGCCCCUUUCUAAAGGGAUUGUUCCAACCAUUAAUGAAAUUGCUGAAUCUCUGAUACUUCCUGGUAUAACUAAUGUCCAUCCAGCUGUGAGAAAUAUGGCAGUUCUGUGUUUGGGUUGUUGUGCCCUUCAGAACAAAGAAUUUGCCCGACAACAGCUUGCAUUGCUGUUACAGGUUUUACAAAUAGAUAAUAUAAAGGUAAAGGUCAGUGCUUUAAAGGCAAUCUUUGAUCAACUACUGCUGUUUGGGAUUGAGCCAUUUAAAGCCAGAAGAGGCAGCAACUCUGAAAAUGAAGGUGCUGAAAAUUCUGAGGAAGAAAGUAAAACGACAGAGGAAGAAGAGGCUGCUAUGAUUCACAGCCUCCUGCAGCUUCUUUCUGGCUUCUUAGACAGUGAGUUUCCAGAACUUAGGACAGUAGCUGCAGAAGGCAUGGCCAAGCUGAUGUUCUCUGGGAGACUGACCAGUGCCAAGCUUCUUUCUCAUCUUGUUCUCUUGUGGUAUAAUCCUGUGACUGAAGAUGAAGUUCGGCUUAGGCACUGUCUGGGAGUUUUCUUCCCUUUAUUUGCUUAUGCAAAUAGGACUAACCAGGAGUGCUUUGAAGAAGCUUAUCUCCCAACUCUUCAUACACUGUUAAAUGCUCCUGUGACUUCACCUUUGGCUGAAAUAGAUAUCAGUAAUGUUUCUGAACUGCUGGUAGACCUGACCAGACCCAGUGGACUGAGACCUCAGGCUAAAAAUUCUCAGGACUAUCAGGAAUUAACAGUUCAUGAUAGUUUAGCAAUGAAAAUUUGCAAUGAAAUCUUGGUGGAUCCAACUGCGCCAGAUGUUCGGAUUUAUGCAAAAGCUUUAAAUUCACUAGAACUCAGUAGUUCUUCUAAAGAGAAUCUUCUUGUUCUGCUCGAUGAGAUUCUAGAGAAAGUGAAAGACAAAUUGUGUCAAAGAGCUAUUGAGAAGAUGAAAAUGAACUUGACCAAAGAUUAUUACAUGGGCAAAGACCACUCUGGAAGGACUGAGGAAGUGGGUCUCUCUGAAAGAACACAGGAAACUGACAUCACAUCAUCUGAAAAUACUCUUCCAAAUGAAGAAGAAAACAAACAAGAGGCUCAUCAUACUCCAGUUAAUGAUGAUAAAAGUAAAGCAACUGCAAAACUGAAAUCCACAAGAAACAAAACUGGCAAAGGACAACGGAAAGCAGCAGCAGCAGAGAGGUCUGUGAGCAGAAGGAAAAGAGGCACGUCUGAAAAAUGCAGCAGUGAAAGUGGUGAUGAAAUUCCAGAAGCAGUCCCUGUGUCAAGUUCAAGGCCUCCAAGACGAGCAAAAACACUGGCAAUUGAAAAAACAAGAAUGAAUCUGUCAAGCCUUUUGGAUAAGGAAGCUGAUCAAUGA
Molecule: messenger RNA, 3225 nt
Organism: Calypte anna (Anna's hummingbird)
Lineage: Eukaryota; Metazoa; Chordata; Aves; Apodiformes; Trochilidae
Gene: NCAPG
Product: non-SMC condensin I complex subunit G
Exons: 21
Coding region: 127-3225 (1032 amino acids)
Biological process (GO): mitotic chromosome condensation
Cellular component (GO): cytoplasm; condensed chromosome; condensin complex
Source: RefSeq, a predicted model, not a curated record